AUGCUACUCGAGAGGCGGGCUGUGAGCCCCAUGCUGCUAUUUUCAACUAGCCUGUUGGCUGUCUCGGCCUACAACUAUGGCUUCAGUGACCAGGCCUUUGCCUCGUGCCAGGCAAUGGACUCGUUUACCCGCCAAUUUGGUGUCUACAGCGAAAGCAAGGACGAGUGGAAAUUAGAACCUCUUUUCACGUCUCUAUAUAACUGUCUCAAGGCUGGUGGUCAAAUCAUCGGUGGGUCGCACCCUCGAAAGGCCCGGUUUGAGCAAAAGUUUGGAUGCUAA
Molecule: messenger RNA, 279 nt
Organism: Penicillium argentinense
Lineage: Eukaryota; Fungi; Ascomycota; Eurotiomycetes; Eurotiales; Aspergillaceae
Exons: 1
Coding region: 1-279 (92 amino acids)
Source: RefSeq, a predicted model, not a curated record